Vicia faba (fava bean) is the source of this 522-nucleotide messenger RNA. NCBI's taxonomy places the organism in Eukaryota, Viridiplantae, Streptophyta, Magnoliopsida, Fabales, Fabaceae. The record is from the annotation of a GenBank genome assembly.
AUGGUUUCUGGUCUCUCUCAAGUCAAUGGAAGUUCUAAUAACAAUAAUCCACACAUGGCACAACCAACUUCAAGUACUAUUAUCAAUAAAGAAUCUCAACCUCAUGUAGAUCAAGUUGAAGAAGUAAAAAAGAAACCUCACUUUAGAGGAGUGCGACAAAGACCAUGGGGAAAAUGGGCAGCAGAAAUACGUGACCCAAUAAAAGCAGCUAGAGUUUGGCUAGGAACAUUUGAUACAGCUGAAGAUGCAGCUCUUGCAUAUGACAAAGCAGCACUCAAAUUCAAAGGCACAAAAGCUAAACUCAAUUUCCCCGAAAGAGUUGUUCAAUGCAGCAACAACAAUAAUUCUAGUAGUGCAAUUCAGCAAAGUGGUUAUUCUGUUGAUAAUCAACAAGUUUUUCCAAAUUUGUUUCAAUAUGCUCAGAUUCUCUCUAGUGAUGCCGAGUUUCCUUAUUAUGCAUCUCAUCUUUUCAAUCAAGAUCAACAACAUGGAGAUGAUGUUCAUCGUCCACCUGGCCAGUAG